AUAAACGUAUUCCAAGAUAUAGUGAGACCAAAAACCUCAAACUUGAGCUCUUGUGAAACAUAAAGAACAGCUUCAACCAUGGCUGCCAAGUACAAAGUCAGAUCAAUCAGCCUACCCUCAAGAUCACACCCCACCACUCUUAGGGUUGAAGAAGAGCUGAGUAGGCUCCAAACAUCUUCAUCUUUUGCUUCAAUCUGCAAAGAUCUAUGUGGACUAGAGGAGUUGUAUGAUUGUGUGGAUGAUCUUUUACAGAUGGCAUCAACCCAAAAACUCCUUUCUCAUUACCAACAAGAGAAGUGUAUGGAUGAGUUGUUGGAUGGAUCACUGAGGCUCUUGGACAUAUGUGGCAUCACAAGGGAUGUCAUGUCACAAAUCAAGGAACAUGUUAGAGACCUUCAAUCUGCUCUUAGGAGGAGAAAGGGAGACUCAAGCAUAGAAAGCAGCAUUGCAAAUUACAAUUGUUUCAGAAAGAAGAUGAAGAAGGAUGCCAAGAAAUUGAUCACAUCACUGAAGCAAGUAGACAACAAAGCAUCACAGCAUCUAGAGCAAGAUCAGCAUGCUUCCGCGGUGACUCGAGUUCUUAAAGAAGUGUUUGGUAAGAACAUGUCUAUCUUUCAAUCCCUAUUGGUCUUCCUAGUAGUUCCAGUUUCAAAGCCAAGGUCAAAGAAGUGGUCUUUGGUAUCAAAGUUUAUGCACAAGGGAGUGAUAGCAUGUGAAGAUCAGAAUAAGGAUAUUAAUGGCCAUGAGUUGGAUGGUGUUGAUGCUGCUCUCUACUCUCUAUGCAAAUCUUCAUCAGCUCCUACAGAAGGUGCUAAUGUUGAGAAGAUUCAAAACGCACAUAAAAAAUUGAAGGCUUUGGAAGUCACCGUUGAAGGCCUUGAGAAUGGUUUGGAUAGCGUUUUUAGGCGCUUGAUUAAAACAAGAGCUUUUCUUUUGAACAUAAUCUCACAAUGAUGUGUUUUAAAAGGCCGCAGUUAUUUGUUUCAAAGCCUCUAAGGCAUCCACAUUUUAUUAGGGUUUCCAUUGGGAUUAACACUUUUUGAUACAUUUGUUAAAUGUAUAGCCAUACAAUGAAAUACAAUCGAAUCGACACCUUGAAUCA
Malus domestica (apple) is the source of this 1102-nucleotide messenger RNA. RefSeq lists its product as uncharacterized. Gene Ontology annotation, biological process: root development; shoot system development. Lineage: Eukaryota; Viridiplantae; Streptophyta; Magnoliopsida; Rosales; Rosaceae. The record is from RefSeq and is a predicted model, not a curated record.